ACAUCAGUCACACAACAGUGCUAUCAAAAGUAAAAUCAACAGAACUAUUCAAGCCACGAUGAAGUUUAUUGUUGCCAUAAUCGCAAUCACUUUUGUCAUUUGCACCAACGCAUCUCCCGCUCCAUUGAUUCAAGAUGUAGUGACCUACUCCAACCCAUGGCCGCUGAAGACCAGCACGGUUUGGCCAGCGUACGGUGGAUUAUACGGGAUCCCAGAUUAUGCCUACGGAAAAGUUUCCUACCCGAGUGUUUAUGGAAGCUGGCCAACCUACGGAAAGAACUGGGGAUAUUCUUCCCCGGUAGUCGCUGUUGGUGCCAAGGUUGUGGGCAACGGCCUGUGGAACUAUGGUGGCUACGGAUACGGACUGGGGCAUAACAAGUACUGGCUGUGAAUACAAUAAUGCGAAAAUAAAUA
Molecule: messenger RNA, 414 nt
Organism: Armigeres subalbatus
Lineage: Eukaryota; Metazoa; Arthropoda; Insecta; Diptera; Culicidae
Exons: 2
Coding region: 59-391 (110 amino acids)
Source: RefSeq, a predicted model, not a curated record